Messenger RNA from Parathielavia appendiculata, 1591 nucleotides. RefSeq lists its product as uncharacterized. The coding region runs from base 227 to 1282 and encodes 351 amino acids. The record is from RefSeq and is a predicted model, not a curated record. Lineage: Eukaryota; Fungi; Ascomycota; Sordariomycetes; Sordariales; Chaetomiaceae. The transcript has 2 exons. Gene Ontology annotation, biological process: ribosomal large subunit biogenesis. Gene Ontology annotation, cellular component: preribosome, large subunit precursor.
GAAGCGAGACGCUGCAUAGUUAAACGCUUGUACAAAGAAGAUAAAAUGUUUAAACCCACCCAUCGAUCAUCGCCGCUUACUCCUGAGAUUCUUGGUUGUCUCUAAUAACCCGAGGUGUAAACGACUCGGGCCCGUUCACUCAACAGCAAACCGAAUCGCCGUUAGAAUCUCCAACCCCACUCUCGAUACAAACACAAAUCUUGAAGGUCCGAUCAUCAACUUCAACAUGGAGGAGUCGUCCCCCGCUCCUAUUCGCGAACCAGACACUGCGUCGCUAGAUUGCCGACUUUGUAGUCUGACAUUCCGGACCGUUGAGGAAAAGCGCCAACACGCCAAGAGCGAGUCGCAUGUUCACAGGAUCCGCUGCCGAAUUGCAGAGGCUGCGGGUAGCGAUCCGCAGCUACAGAGCGAGCCAACCAAAUCCUCGUCACCGCGGCGGAGACCGACGUCCAUACCACGGCAAACCGAUUUUGAGAGCUCCGAGGAAUCGGCAAGCGACACAUCCUCGUCAUCCGACAAAGAAGCUGUAAAGUUCGUCGCCGAAGACUGCCUCUUCUGCAACCACACCAGCAGCAACUUCAAUGAAAACCUGGCACACAUGCAACAAGCGCACAGCCUCACCGUUCCUUUCCAGUCUUUUUUGUCAGUCGACUUGACCACCCUCAUCUGGUUCCUCCACAUGGUCAUUUUCAGUUAUCGGGAAUGCAUCUGCUGUGGGAAACGCCGCCGAACGGUCGAGGCUGUCCAGCACCACAUGACAUCUCUGGGGCACUGCCGCUUCGAUGUAACCGAGGAAAUGAGCGGGUUUUAUGAUAUGACUGCUCUGAGUCAACAGACUGCAGACAAUUGCAGUCAUGUCGAUGACCACACCCUUCGACUACCAUCUGGCAAGCUCCUCGCCCAUCGCGAUCACGUCAACUCCGAUUCAAGAAACAGGCUACGCGAGAAACCAACCCAGGCAGGGAUCCCAUCCGGCUUGCCAGGUGCCGCCGCAGCUGCCGAGAACGAAAGCAGCCCUUGGGCGCUCAACCUCACCAAGAGAGAUCGAAAAGACCAGGCGUUGACAACACAGCUCGCCCGGUUACGCACCGGCGACCAAAUGGGCUUGAUGCACUUGCCCGAGUCGCAACGGCGCUCGCUCCUCGCGGCACACAAGAAGGAGCUGGACAAGGCGAAACGUGCGGAGCGGCGGAUACAAAGUCGGUUGGACAAUGUCGGGAACAAUAUUGCGGUUCACACCAAGUACUACAAGCAGGAGGUUCCGGUGUAUAUGGGAGGUUAGGUACAGGUACAUUUUGUCCAAGGAACAAUGUGUUGGGUCAUGGACUUAAAGUGACUACAUGCUAUGUGUUUUUAGGAUUCAUGCUUUACCGGAGGUUCGUCAUAGCUUGAAACCUGCAGGUGUGGAGUGCGCUUGGUGUCCAUCUCUGGCUCAUCGAAUCAUCUACUAGGUAACCAUGAGUUGUUGUCGUUCCGGAAGCUCUCCUCUGAGCGAAGUGCUGCACGUGGCCCUGUAGGGUGAAAACAAGGAGCGGUCUUGAAAACCAACUUGGAAUAUAGGGCAGUUCUCAUCGGUUAAAGAAGGAAAUCC